AAAAAAUGUAAGUUGCUUAAUAAGUAAGCUGCACAGUGUGUAAAAGUACACAGGCAACUGCUGCUAUCUCAAACCAUCCUCCCGGUCAGACCACUGACUCCUUACCAUUUCUGGUGACCUAACCUUGCAUUGUUAUUGAACUAAGAAGAUGGAGUUCGAAGGAGGUAACGCCAAUGAUGACAUAGAUGCCAUGUUCAGUAAUCUCCUUGGAGAGAUGGAUCUGCUGACACAGAGUUUAGGUGUGGAUACUGUCCCACCCUCAACUGCAAUGUCCAAGCAGGAUUCAGAGUUCAAACUCUCAAUUGGUUUUAACGAUGUCAAUGAGUCUCUCAAUUCACUGGAAGACACUGACUUGGAUGCCUUAAUGGCAGACCUAAUGGAGGACAUCAAUCAGACAGAGCAAGUCUGCAAUGCAAGAGCCAUGACAGCUACAUCUCAAGCCACCCCAGUUUCAGCUGCCAAUACAAUGCCAAAUUUUUCAACGAUUCCCUCAGCUUCACAAAGAGGAUAUGCAGAGCAACCAAGCCUAGAUUUCCCGCCACCUCCACCUGACAUGUCUCUGCCUACAGCGUCAGCUUCUGUGUCACUUCCACCACCACCACCUCCGGAACCUCCAGAACCAUUGACAGAGGAAGAAAAAGAGGCCCGGGCAAAAGCUGAUAAAAUCAAACUGGCUUUGGAAAAGCUGAAAGAGGCAAAGGUUAAAAAGCUGGUUGUUAAGGUCCUCAUGAAUGAUAGCAGCAGUAAAACAUUGAUGGUUGAUGAAAGACAGACUGUGAGAGAAGUUCUGGACAACUUAUUUGAAAAGUCUCACUGUGACUGCAAUGUGGAUUGGUGCCUGUAUGAAAAAAAUCCAGAACUACAGAUUGAACGGUUUCUGGAAGAUCAUGAGAACUUGGUGGAGACCCUGUCACAUUGGACGCGAGACAGCGAGAACACACUUCUAUUUGUUGAAAAGAAAGAAAAGUAUGCGGUCUUUAAAAAUCCCCAGAAUUUCUACAUUGCAAAGAAGAAAGCAGAAGGGAAGAAUAUGAAAGAGAAAAACAAAGAGGCUUUACUUGAGGAAUGUUUCUGUGGAACAUCAGUCAUUGUACCAGAGCUUGAAGGAGCCCUCUGUGUAAAAGAAGAUGGAAAGAAGUCAUGGAAACGUCGAUACUUUCUCCUUCGAGCUUCAGGGAUUUAUUAUGUUCCUAAAGGAAAAACUAAGACAUCUCGUGAUCUGGUUUGUUUCAUCCAGUUUGAGAAUGUCAAUAUUUACUAUGGAAUGAAUUACAAGGCGAAAUACAAAGCACCAACUGAUCACUGCUUUGUACUGAAGCACCCUCAGAUUCAGAAAGAGUCCCAAUACAUCAAGUAUCUGUGCUGCGAUGAUCCCUGGGCUCUACAACAGUGGAUAACAGGGAUACGAAUAGGAAAGUACAAUAAGACAUUGUACGACAAUUACAAAGUUGCAGUACAAAGGGCUGGUCUGGCCUCAAGAUGGACAAACUUUUCAAAUGUAGAAGCUGUCAAAACUACAAGCACCAUUUCAGCUAUUCCUCAACCGAAUGGACAUCCAGGAAAACCCCAGAAAGCACUGAAUCCAGUCAGUCCUGCAUUUCCUGAAUCCCGGAAAAAUGCACAGGAGAAGACAACUUAUAAAACUGAUACCAACCUGCCACCGCCACCUCCUCACCUUGGAUAUCAAGAAUCCUCGCAGAUUGAAGAAGAGGAGCUACCACCGCCACCCCCAUCCUUUGAACCUCCCCCUCCACUUUUUCAGCCUCCUCAAGAGCCAGCCAUGCAAAAGCCAGGACCUCCUGCACCACCCACCCGUCACUUCCCAUCUACAACAUCUGCAGUACCGCCUCCUACUGCAAUCAAACGGAGAAAUUCAGGUGCAGCUAGCCAACUAAAGCCAACUGCACACAUUGCAGAGUUACCCCCUCCCCCUCCAGAUCCAGAAUAUUUUCCAGAACCACCACCUGAUUUUCUGCCACCUCCUCCUCCAUGCUUCAGCAACAAUUCUGGGGGAGCGCCACCGCCACCACCUCCUCCGCCGCCUUUUGCUUCUAAUCCCACUAUCAGUGCUGUGAAAAAGCCAGUUGUGCCAAAGAGGAGUGAGAAUACGACAGUGACCUCCACCAACAGACCUGGAGGAGGUGGUUCCUCAGACAAGCCAGACCUUAUGUCAGAUCUCAUGAAGGCCCUACAGAAGAAAAGAGCUGCACUAAAUGAAUGAGCACAGGCAACUGAAUCAAAGAUUUGUGUCCAUAGGUACUUUACAGUUUAUGUGACACUAAACCAUUUACCAAAAACAGCUUGAAUAGACUCAUACUGGCAAGUAGUCUGAUCUGCACCAGUAAAGAAGCAGUAUUUGAACACAGUUGGUCAGGCAUCUACAGGUGUGGAAAGAAGCAAUAUAUUGCAAGUGUUACAUUAUCAAAGAGAAUAUUGAUGUUUAUACAGCCGAUGUUAAUUUUUCCAUAACUGUACAUAUGCAUUUCUUAGUAUGGUUUUACAUGUGUAUUCAUGUUUCUUAACAGUGAAUUUAAGUUCUUUUGAUACUAAUGUGAUAUGGCAUUGAUCAAGAGAGACCAGGAAACCUGUACUGUUUUACAUGAAUUUGGGUAGCCUGAUGUUGAAGUCAUUCAAUAUGAUCUCCAUGUUAGAGGGAUAUGAAACAACCAAAGCUUCCACUUCUGGUUGCCUUCUCACUGCAAAAUAGGUAUGUUCAGAGGUACCCAAAAAUAAAGUAUCAAUCUGACAAAGCUUAUGUGUCAAACUGCGGAAAGAGCAAUUGUUACAUAGAAUUUAGCAAUUCCACAACCGCCAGAUCAGAUCUGAGCUCUACCGCCCAUCACAUCCAGCAAUGAACAGGUAGACAAUUAAACAACUAACACCAGGGGAGGCUCAGAAAUAGUCACAACAGUGAGGGAGCCCAGCACAUUAGUUCCACAGAUAAUGCUGAACAUUCACAACAAUCUUCAACCAAAAGUGCUGAGUGGAUUACCCAUCCUGGCCUCUGCCAAAGGUCCCAGCAUCACAGCUUCCAGUUUUCAGCCAAUUCAAUGCACUUCGUGUGAUAUCAAGGAAUGGCUGAGAUACAAGACACUGCAAAGGCUUUGGAACCUGACAACAUUCCAGAAUAGUACUAAAGAUUUGUACUCCAGAAUUUGCUGUUGCCCUAGCCAAGCUGUUCCAGUAGUUACAACACCGGCAUUUACCCAAUAAUGUGCAAGGUAUGUUCUGUACACACAUGUAGGAUGAAUUCAACACUGCCAAUUUUCUGCCCCAUCAGUCCACCCUCAAUCAUCAGUAAAGUGAUUGAAGGAGUCAUCGAAAGUGCGUGCUCACUGAUGUUCAGUUUGCCUUAUUGGUUCAAACAUGGACAAACGAGCUACAUUCCAGAAGUGAAGUGAGUGUGACUGCCCUUGACAUCAAUGCCACGUUUGUCCAAAUGUGGUAUCAGUUAUCCCCAACAAAACUGAAGUCAAUGGAAAUCGGGGAGAAACUGUCCACUGUUUGCAUCCAGGCUGAGCACAAAGGAAGAUGAUUGUAGCUGUUGAAAGCCAAUCACCUCAUCCCAAGAUACCUCUAUAGGAGUUCCUCAGAGGAGUGUUUGAGGCUCAACCAUCUUCAACUGCUUCAUCGAUGACUUUCUCUUCAUAAGUUCAGAAGUGGGGAUAUUCACCAAAAAUUGCAUAACGUUCAGCACCAUUCCCAACUCCUCAAAUACUGAAGCAGUCCACAUUGAAAUGCAGCAAGACCUAACUUAGGAUGUUGUAGGAUUGUGUUCAAAUAAUGACAGAAAUCAGUGAGUGGCAAAAAUAGCCUCUUUUUUCAGGAUCCACAGUAGCACAGUUUGAGGCAGCAAUGGAAUCUCAAAGUACAGUUCUUACAGUAGCCUCUUUAUAGACUUCAAAAUCACACAACACCAGGUUAGAGUCCAACAGGUUUAAUUGGAAGCACACUAGCUUUCGGAGCGUCGCUCCUCACUAUCACCUGAUGAAGGAGAGAUGCUCUGAAAGCUCGUGCUUCCAAUUAAACCUGUUGGACUAUAAUCUGCUGUUGUGUGAUUUUUAACUUUGUACACCCCAGUCCAACACCGGCAUCUCCAAAUCAUGACUCUUUGUAGACAGUUCUUAAAGUUCUAGCAUUAUAGUGUUACAUAGUUUUAUCUAUUUACACAAAGAAAGUUUGCAUGACAUUUGUCCAGGGAUAGUGAGGACUGCAGAUGCUGGAAUGUUAGAUUUGAUAAAAUGUGGAGCUGGAAAAAGCACAGCAGGUCAAGCAGCAUCAGAGGAGCAGGAGAGUCGACAUUUUGGGCAGGACGCUUAAUAUGCAUUUGACAGAUAUGUACUAGUUGAAGGAACAGUUUGAUGUUCUGUAACUAAUCAGGUCCCUGAUAAUGAGUCCUGCCCGAAAUGUCGACAUUCCUGCUCCUCUGAUGCUGCUUGACCUGCUGUGCUUUAUCCAGCUCCACAUUUUAUCAAAUCUAUCCUGGCAAAGCAGGAGUUGUUUAAACAUUUGUUAGGUGCUGGCUGUUAUUCCUGAUGGGCUUAGAGCGUCUGUCUGGUCUGAGCUUGCAUAAUUAAGAGGAGUUAGUCCUUAUAUUUUUUUAAGAUAGUAAAUGUUAGUAAAAAUACUAAACCUAUAAGAUUUAAAUAAGUUAGAAAUUAUACGUGUGCUUAAUAAAAGCAUAAAGGAUAUUAAACUGAUUACUGCAGCUGGGUCUUGAGAUUUUAUUUUCUAUUAACGGUUUUGACAUUUAUUCAUGCAGUUUCACAGAAGCACCAUUUUGAUCCUAAGUUUCUUAAAGGGGAUAGCAGCCCUACUUAAUAUGUUUUUAACAGGGACAUACUAGUUGAGGAAACUGUUUGAUGUUCUGUAACUAUUUAGGUCCCGAGAGAUGUUUGCUAAGGGUAAUUAAAAUUAUAAUCUUUCCAUAGUUUUUGGCAAGUCACGAGUCUGAUUAGGUUCCUCUCUUGACACUUAUUCAGGGAUAGCUUUUGAUAUAGAAAUAGGUCUAAACACUGCUUACAGCAUGAGGUUGAUAAGAAUUGAAAGUGUGAAGAAACAGUAAUGGGUUGGAAGGGAUGUUUUAAUUUAGUCUAUCUUAUAAUAGUAAAAUGUACUUCAAAAAUGCAUUUUUAUGCAUGAAUAAAUGAAAAAGCGAUAUACUAAACAUAACAAGUUGGUGAGUGAGUUAGUACAGAGUUACAAAUGAAUGAAUGGGAAUGCAAUAUUAACAAGUAUAGAAUGCUUGUGAGAGGGUUAGUAAAGAGAUCUAUAAUACAAUACCUCACACUGUUAAGUAGCAAGUGUCAUGGCACACAAGUACCAACCUCAUUGAGAGAAAAUCUUAAUGAUCCUUGACACUCAAUAGCAUUGCCAUCCCUUAAUCAUCACCAUCAACAUCCCAGAGUUCAUCAAUCACCAAACAAUGAACAGGAUCAGUCACAUAAAUGCUCGGCUACAAUGGCAGAUCAAAGGCUAAAGAUUUUGUGGUGAGUUACUAACCCCUGUCUCCCUAACGCCUGUCCAUCAUUUACAAAGAACAGAGUUAGGGAGUAUGAUGAAAUACUCCCCACUUCUUUGCUGUGUUCUUCUCAUUUUUUUCCUGGCUGUGCCAGCCUCCAAAUCCCAUGCGCAGCAGUGACUUCCAGACUUGGAACCUUGGAGCAGCUGUGCGAGUGGGAACCACGAAGCUUAGAGGGAAUGUUAUUUGCCUGUCAGUUCAGCUCAAGGUAAACCAAAGCUCGACACUAUUCAGGGCGAAGCAGGCAUUUGCAGGCAUUUUACUAUUGACAAAUAGUGGCAGCUGCAGGCACCAUCUAAAAGAUGUACUGAAGUAGCUCACUGAGGUUCCUUCAACAUCUCCUUCCAAAUUGGCAAUUGCUACCAUCAAAAAAGAUAAGAGAAAUAUAGGAACACCACCACUUGUCAGUUCAUCUCCAAGUAACGCACCAUUCUGAUCUGGAAAUAUAUUGCCAUUCCUUCAGUGUCAUCAAAAAUCUCUCCCUAACAGCACUAUAGGUAUUCCUACACCUCAUGGACUACAGCAAUUGAUGAAGACUGCUCAUCACGUUCUCCAGAGCAAUUAAGGAUGGCCUAAUCAAUGAUGCCCAGAUAACAUGCAUGAAUAAGAAGAGAAUGCAGAAUCAUUCCUCCCCUUUGAUUAAACAGCUCAUGCCUCAUGUAAACUCACACAAAAAAUGGUUAUUUAGACUAAUUAUCAAAAGGGCUUCUUGGAUGUU
This is a messenger RNA of Hemiscyllium ocellatum (epaulette shark), 6239 nucleotides long. It is a transcript of the gene apbb1ip, whose product is annotated as amyloid beta (A4) precursor protein-binding, family B, member 1 interacting protein. The record is from RefSeq and is a predicted model, not a curated record. Gene Ontology annotation, cellular component: cytosol; plasma membrane. Bases 149 to 2221 code for a protein of 690 amino acids. The transcript is spliced from 14 exons. Gene Ontology annotation, biological process: signal transduction. NCBI's taxonomy places the organism in Eukaryota, Metazoa, Chordata, Chondrichthyes, Orectolobiformes, Hemiscylliidae.